AUGAAAUUUCCGACUGAGAAUCCAAGAAAACCAGGGAACAUAAACCCUCCGCCAGUGGAAGUACAGACCAACCUGGUCCCCCCGAAGAAGGUGCAGCCAGGCAUGCUGCAGUCCAGCCUGGUGCACGCCAGCUUGGCCACCAUGCAGAACCCAAUGGGCUGCGCAGUGCCGAGGCUUUCUGUCUCGUCCCGCCCUGCCAGCAUGGUGGUUAGCAUGGAGGCAUUGGCUGAUGGCUCAGCCCCAUUCACCAUGAUGAAACUGAAGACGGUGCUGGCUGUGUUUGUGGUGGUGGUGGCCUACUUGGUGGCAGGGGGCCUGGUGUUCCAAGCUAUGGAGCAGCCCUUUGAAAACAACCAGAAGAUCACCAUCACAGCAGAGAAAGCAUCCUUCCUGCAGAAACACUUAUGUGUGUCCCCAGAUGAGCUGGAGGCUAUCAUCAAGCACUCUGUGGAGGCUGUGAACGCCGGAGUGAGUCCCAUUGGUGACACGUCUUACAACUCCAGUCACUGGGACCUGGGUAGUGCCUUCUUCUUCGCUGGAACUGUCAUCACAACCAUCGGUUAUGGUAACAUUGCCCCAAGCACUGAGGGAGGGAAGAUCUUCUGCAUUCUGUAUGCAAUAUUUGGCAUCCCACUGUUUGGAUUCCUGCUGGCCGGGGUUGGGGACCAGCUCGGUACCAUAUUUGUCAAAAGCAUUGCCAAGGUGGAAAAGAUGUUCCGGAAUAAACACAACCAGAUCAGUCAGACUAAAAUCCGUGUGACCUCCACCCUCCUCUUCAUCCUGGCUGGUUGCAUCCUUUUCGUCACCAUCCCUGCAGUGAUCUUCAAACACAUCGAGGGCUGGACAGCCUUGGAGUCCACAUACUUCGUGGUCAUUACUUUGACAACAGUUGGAAUAGGAGACUAUGUGGCAGGGGGAGACCGGAGGAUUGAAUACCGGAAGUGGUACAGACCAUUGGUGUGGUUCUGGAUCCUGGGGGGUUUAGCCUACUUUGCUGCUGUGCUGAACAUGAUUGGUGACUGGCUGAGGGUACUGUCCAAAAAGACAAAAGAAGAGGUUGGAGGGAUCAAGGCUCACGCAGCAGAGUGGAAAGCAAAUGUGCGAGCAGAGUUCCGGGAGACGCGUCGACGUAUGAGUGUGGAGGUCCAUGACAAGCUGCAGCGAGCCGCCACCAUCCGAAGCAUGGAGAGACGUCAGUUGGGCCUAGACCAGCGUGCAGUGUCUCUAGACAUGCUUUCCCCAGAGCGCCGUGCUAUCUUUAACAGUCUGGACACCAACAACUAUAAAACUUCUUCGCAGGAGAGCAUUGACACCAAGCUGAACAACCUCCGGUUACGCGGAGCCGAGCAGUGCGACCGGCACAACAACCACCAAACUACAUCCGAGGACAACAUUUUCAACCGCCUGGGCUCUGUCACAAAGCUGGCCAAGCGCAACAGGAAUCGUGACCUGAAGAAGAACAUCCCAGAUGAGGGUCGCCGGCCUCACAGUGAGGCCUAUGGCUGCAGCACACCCACCUUUGACUGCAGCAUACCCUUUGCAGAUGAAGGAAUAAGGAAGGACGAAGAAGAGGACGAAAAUGAAGACAAGGAGUGCAAUACUAGCUUGUCAGAUUUUCCACUGUUUGUUGAAGUUUGUAAGCCAAAGAAUGGGUUUUUAUCAGAGCAGACCAAAGAGAAUGAAACCCUUGAAGCAAGAGAGUUGCUUACUGAGAUGGGCCCAUAG
Molecule: messenger RNA, 1725 nt
Organism: Pleuronectes platessa (European plaice)
Lineage: Eukaryota; Metazoa; Chordata; Actinopteri; Pleuronectiformes; Pleuronectidae
Gene: kcnk10a
Product: potassium channel, subfamily K, member 10a
Exons: 7
Coding region: 1-1725 (574 amino acids)
Biological process (GO): potassium ion transmembrane transport; stabilization of membrane potential
Cellular component (GO): membrane
Molecular function (GO): potassium ion leak channel activity
Source: RefSeq, a predicted model, not a curated record